GAAACCAUUUGAUGAAGCUUCUUGCUUCCGGAAUUUGAAAAGGAAUUUGUUAUGGAGAUAAUCUCACUGAAGUUUGUGCCCCAGUGCUCUGUGGUGACUUGGAGUAGAAAAUUAGCCACGAAAAGAUUGGUCCCAAAGCGAUCAAAUUUGUUAUUAUCUGGGGUCAGAAAAUCCAGACUUGUGAUUCGAAGUGGGAAUUCUGAUGGUUAUGUGGUUGGUGAGAAUGAUGACUUGGCUAGUAUAGCCAGAAGAAGAAUAUCAACAUCCAAGGUUUUGAUUCCUGGUUUGCCUGAUGAGUCAAAUGGUGAGGUUGCUGCUCGAAUCAGUCAUUCUCACUGCGAGUGGAAGCCCAAGCUUAGAGUACAUUAUGAGAAAGCCGGUUGUGAUAACCUCGAUGCUCCUGCCGUGUUGUUUCUUCCUGGCUUUGGUGUUGGUUCAUUUCACUAUGAGAAGCAGCUUACCGAUUUGGGAAGGGAUUAUCGAGUAUGGGCUAUUGAUUUUCUUGGGCAGGGUUUAUCUCUCCCCACUGAAGAUCCUACUACCAUGACUGAAGAAACCAGUGCCUCGGAAGAUAAGGAACCAUUUUGGGGAUUUGGUGAUAAAACUGAACCGUGGGCUGAUCAACUUGUAUUCUCGCUGGAUCUCUGGAGGGAUCAAGUUCAGUAUUUUGUAGAAGAGGUUAUUGGUGAGCCUGUGUACAUUGCAGGGAACUCACUUGGAGGGUAUGUAGCUCUCUACUUUGCAGCAACACAUCCUCACCUGAUAAAGGGUGUUACCUUGCUUAACGCAACACCUUUCUGGGGUUUCUUCCCUAAUCCAGUAAGAUCCCCAAAGCUAGCACGCCUCUUUCCAUGGCCCGGAGCAUUCCCUUUACCUGCAAGAGUGAAAAAAAUCACAGAAUUGGUGUGGCAAAAGAUAAGUGAUCCUGAAAGCAUAGCUGAGAUACUUAAGCAGGUCUACACAGACCAUUCUACCAAUGUGGAUAAAGUAUUCUCACGUAUUGUUGAGGUCACACAGCAUCCGGCUGCUGCCGCAUCGUUUGCUUCAAUCAUGCUUGCUCCUGGUGGACAGCUAUCUUUCUCCGAAGCUUUAACUAGGUGUAAGGAAAACAAUGUUCAGAUAUGUCUCAUGUAUGGAAGAGAAGAUCCAUGGGUGAGACCGAUAUGGGGAAAGAAGAUAAAGAAGGAAAUCCCCAACGCUCCAUACUACGAGAUCAGCCCUGCAGGACACUGCCCACACGAUGAAGUCCCUGAGGUGGUAAACUAUCUGAUGCGUGGGUGGAUCAAGCACCUGGAGUCUGGUGGUUUUGAAGCGCUCCCGCUUUUGGACGAUAGUGAAGAAGAUUGGGAGGAGUCCAGCAUUGGUCGAGAAAUAGAGUUCCCGAGAGAUGGUUGGAAAAAAGCAGUGAAUCUGUGGUUGUAUGGGUCAAACUCUUCGUUCUGGAGAGGAGUUAGAGAAUCUUUCAGAUCCAGUUUUACAAGGGUGUUUGGAGGGAAGUCUGCAUAGAAGAAGCAUGGAACAGUCGUUGUCUAGUGUAAAUUAGUUGUAACAUAUGAUGCAUCGGAUGCUAGCUAUAUAAUGUUGUCUGUAGUAGAAUCAAGUUUCUAAAAUGUU
This is a messenger RNA of Arabidopsis arenosa, 1614 nucleotides long. The record is from the annotation of a GenBank genome assembly. NCBI's taxonomy places the organism in Eukaryota, Viridiplantae, Streptophyta, Magnoliopsida, Brassicales, Brassicaceae.